UCGCUAUGACGGCGCACGGCUUCGCGUUGCCGAUGGUCCUCUUCUCCAUCUUCUGGGGGCUCGUGGGAUUCGCGGGGCCGUGGCUUGUGCCAAAGGGGCCCAACCGCGGAGUGAUUAUUACCAUGCUGGUGACUACUGCUGUUUGUUGCUAUCUUUUUUGGCUUAUAGCAAUUCUGGCUCAAGCCAAUCCUCUCUUUGGACCUCAGCUGAAGAAUGAUACCAUCUGGUAUGUGCUGUUUCAGUGGGAGUGACCUGGGCUGUUACAGACCAAUUAAACAGGUAUAUACCCACCUAUCCUUACUAAUAAAAGCGUAGAAGUGACUAGCCUCUUACCCACAUCUACUCUGCUGGUUGUGACCAACUAACAACUGAAAAGAAAAAGGAUUGACUUUAUUAUUUGCAAAAGAUCUUGGCCUUGGCUCUUUACUUGUCCUAGGCCUGCACUGGUAGGACCAGAAUUUGUGAAUCCAUAGAACAGGCUGUUUUUCUUUCUGUCUGUGUAAGGUGGGGUAAGGGGGGGCAAGCAGUUUUAUAGUUCCAAGACAGGUUCUUUCUGUCUUGGGAAAGUUCAGUGCUGAUAUCUUUCUCUUUCAGGCUUCACCCCCUGCCCUUUCCAGUGGGAACGUGAUGGAUCUUUUACAGCCUGAUGUUUCCACUGCAGUGACCAUCCCCUGCCUUCCGAUUUUAACUGAUACCUUGGCAUAUAUAAUCUUAAUGUAAUGUUUUUAUUAAUGACCCUCCCUUGAUAACUGCAGUAAAUACAGUAAGUAGUUGUAGCCUGAAGAUUGAAUCACUGUUGGUAGAGCUUUGCAACUUCCUUCUUAGUAAGAGACAAAGAACUUUUCUCCAUUUUAAAUGAUAUACUAGAUUUGUAGGUCUCUCCACAUCUUGAUCUUUGCAUACAAACGCUCUUCUGUCAGAGUACAUUUGCCUAGACAUCUCUGGUUGUCCAUGUUAACUACCAGUUGUAAAUGUAAAUAUGGUAUAAACUUGUAUUGUGAAAAUAAAAUUACUGUUUGUGACCUGUUGGCAAGGUCCUAUUGUCCUAUUCAUAUUGCUUGGAAAAGCUUAUCUACAGUGAAACUGCUGAUAUCACUUGUAUCAUUUUAAAGAACAGUUUUACCAAAAUCAAAUUUCAGAUGGAGAUUUUGUUGCCAAGGGAGAUUUCAGUAUAGCUACCCAGAUGAUUGAAGUCAGUAAAGAACUCUCUCCAUUCCAAAAGUAGAAAUGGGAAAAUACAAACCAUGCUGAAGUUUAUUCUGUGCAAACAUUCAAACUUUAGAAAACAUUUUUUUCCCUUUAGAACUAUGACCAAGUAGGAAGGCACAUGAGGAAUAAUGGCUUGUGCAGCCCCUUGGCCUAUAGAAAACAAGCAUCAAGGAUGAUUUUAAGAAACUCUGGUUACAUAGCUCAAUGUAAUUUAUUGCUACAGUUACUGGAUUUCAAGUAUUAAAACAAAUACAUUAUGAAAUGUAGCCCACAGUUGAUUCAGACAAUCAGUGUUAAAACAAGUUGAAUUGUCCAGAAUGGUUUGUAUUUCAAGAUAGUCUUCUGCAAUACAAAAAAUAGAUGAAACUCCCAAGGAAGGAGCAUCACCAAAGAGCCAUCCUUCAUGAUGUAUGUAAUAGGGAAUCUGACAGAAAUCCCCAUACUGUAUGUGCAAAAUUCAAUUCCUCAAAAACCACAAGUGGAAAAAGGAGGCAGAAAAUAGCAGCUAAUGAUAUCUUCUUUUUCUUCUUGUUUUAAAAAAGUGCUUCUUUACCCAAUGGAUCCUACAUUUUAAAGUGUUGUCCUCUCACAGCCACUGGUACAAGGAGAAGCCUCUAUUCAAACAGAGUUGAAGCACCAGUAUGAAUUCUUCGCUUUCCUUUGCAGAAGAUGCCUCAGAAGAGCUGCUCGGUCCUAAAAAUAUCCCGUUCUCCCACCCACCCCUUCCUGAGCAAAUAAUUUUCUUUGGUCAUUUGUACUGAUACUGUUUUCAUCUCCAAUAGGAAUGGAAGUGAACACCUUUGGUAACACCUGCAACAUGAUUGCCCUCCCCUAGCUAGGAACCUCCGACACAGAGGACAUCCUGAAGCCCCCUCGCAGCCAUAGCCCUGGGGACAGAGUAACACUGAGCAGCCACCCUGAGGCUAAUGAGGAGUGCCACAGUAUUCUGGACUGAAAAAAGACAUAAGGGAAUCACACCUUUUGGCCCAUUAAAAACCAGUGCCGAUAGGGAAGAACUGGACAGUCAGUGAGAUAGUCCUGAUAGCAUUCUUUUGUCAGGAGCCUUGUUCCUGGGCUG
Python bivittatus (Burmese python) is the source of this 2287-nucleotide messenger RNA. The record is from RefSeq and is a predicted model, not a curated record. Lineage: Eukaryota; Metazoa; Chordata; Lepidosauria; Squamata; Pythonidae.